AUGAAAACAGACUCAGCAGUACAAACACCAUCUUCUCACCACUACAACACAUACAACCCAACUCUUCUCUCUCACUUACACUUCUCAAAAAUGCAUCUGUCUACGAUCUCCUCUCUCUUGCUCUUGGCCGGCGCCACUGCCGCCGCUCCCUCCAGGCGAGACACCAAGCCUGACGCCGACCUCCCUCCCGUCGUCAAGGUCAACACUCGCGCUGACAACGUCGACCUCAUCGCCAAGCUCAUGACUGCCCCAACACAAGCCGACCGCAUCAAGCUUCUCAACCAGCCUGGCGACUUCGUAUUCGACUUCAACCCCAACAGCACCGUAGCUGGCUCCGAGUCCAAAGGCAAAGGCGGCGUUUCCGUCGCCGCCACAUCCAAGACCUUCCCUGCCCUCGUUGGCAACGGCGCCUCCAUGACAGUCGGUUUCCUCGGCCCCUGUGGCAUGAACACUCCCCAUGUUCACAACCGUGCCACAGAGCUCAACUUCGUCGCCGAGGGCCGCCUCGUCACCAACUUUGUUGAAGAGAAUGGCGCUGCGCCCGUCGCCAACACAUUGUCAAAGUUCCAGAUGGCUGUGUUCCCUCAGGGCGCCAUCCACAUCGAGUUCAACCCCGACUGCACGGAUACCGUGUUUGUUGCUGGCUUCAACAAUGCCGAUCCUGGCGUUCAGACUAUUGCCCAGAGCUUCUUCAACCUGCGGCCUGAUAUUGUCAGCGCUACGCUCGGCGGCGUGCAGUCUUUGAAUGGUGCUGAUAUCGAGAGCUUCCGGCCCAUGAUUCCUGCGAAUAUUGCCCUGGGCAUUGAUUCGUGUUUGAAGAAGUGUGGUAUUAAGCGCAAUGCUAAGCGUGAUAUUAAUGAGCUUUUUGCAUAA
Molecule: messenger RNA, 873 nt
Organism: Pochonia chlamydosporia 170
Lineage: Eukaryota; Fungi; Ascomycota; Sordariomycetes; Hypocreales; Clavicipitaceae
Product: methylitaconate delta2-delta3-isomerase
Exons: 1
Coding region: 1-873 (290 amino acids)
Cellular component (GO): cell wall
Molecular function (GO): manganese ion binding
Source: RefSeq, a predicted model, not a curated record